GUGUUCAUCGAGGACGUGAAUGACAACUCCCCGGUAUUCACCAAGGCUCUUCUGGACCUGGAGAUCAGUGAAUUAAUUCCUCCCGGUGCUCGUUUUCCUUUAGAGAUGGCGCGAGAUGCAGAUGCAGGAAGCAAUUCUCUGCUGACUUACCAACUAUCCAGCAACCCGUCCUUCUCCCUGGACAUGAAGGAAAAGCCGGGUGGCAAGAAGCAGCCAGAAUUGGUACUGGAUAGAGUGUUGGACCGAGAGAAACAGAGUUCCUUCGAGUUGGUGCUGAUGGCGGUGGAUGGUGGGGACCCAGCAAGGUCUGGAACUGUCCAGGUUCGAAUCAAUGUUACAGAUGCCAAUGAUAACCCACCCGAAUUUAGCAAGAGCCUCUACGAGGUGCGAGUGGCAGAGAAUCUUCCAGUGAAUUCCGUAGUACUGCAGGCAGGCAGGGCGGGCAGCGCUCGGUGGCUGCAGUGCCGGGAGGAGGCUGCGGGCGCCGCUGUUGACCGAGAGGAGCGAGAGGAGGAUCGGAGCGCUGCCGGCAGCCCCGCCCGCUGCGGCCAGGCUGGAUCGCAGCUCGAUCGCUGGAUUGGUCGGACGCAGUAUUUCGCUUUGCACGGGAAGACGGGACAUUUAGUGACGGCGGAGAGGAUCGACAGAGAGCAGCUGUGCGAGCGUGUGCAGCAAUGCGUGCUGCGCUGUGAACUGAUCGUGGAGGGACAGAUGCAGGUUUACCGAAUCCAGGUGGAAAUCAAGGACAUUAAUGACAACGCUCCAAGCUUCCGAGAGGCAGAAAUAGAGCUUAAAAUGACCGAAACGACAGCAACAGGGUCGCGGUUUCUCUUUCCGGAUGCUCAUGACCCUGACUCGGGUCUGAAUUCCCUGCAGAGCUACGAGCUGAGCGGUGACGAGCAUUUCUCGCUGGCCGUGCAGGCGGGCCCCGGCGGCGAUCAGCGUCCCGAGCUGGUGCUGGCCAAGGCGCUGGACCGGGAGGAGGCGGCGUUUCACGAGCUGGUGCUGAGGGCGAUGGACGGCGGCGAUCCGGCACGGACGGGCACGGCUCGGGGCCGGGGGGCCGUGGUGGACGCGAACGACAACGCGCCCGUGUUCAGCCAGGCGGAGUACACGGUGCGUGUGCCCGAGGACGUGCCCGUGGGCUCUGUCCUCGUCACUGUCACGGCCACGGACGCCGACGAGGGGCCGAAUGGACACGUGAAAUACUCGAUUCAGAAAAUUUCAGAGAAAGCCUCACAGAUUUUCCAAGUGGACAGCGACAGGGGAGCAAUCACCUUGAUAGGGAAUCUGGACUUCGAGGAAGGCAACUCUUACGAUCUGGAGGUGCAGGCACAUGACGGAGGCUUUUUCGACACGGCCAAAGUUGUGGUUACCGUGACAGAUGUGAACGACAAUGCCCCCGAAAUCACAGUGUCGUCGGCGGUGAGCGAGAUCGCUGAGGAUGCGCCAUCGGGGACGGUGGUGGCCCUGCUGCACGUGCAGGACCGAGACACGGGGGCAAAUGGAAAA
Pseudopodoces humilis (Tibetan ground-tit) is the source of this 1512-nucleotide messenger RNA. NCBI's taxonomy places the organism in Eukaryota, Metazoa, Chordata, Aves, Passeriformes, Paridae. The record is from RefSeq and is a predicted model, not a curated record.